AUGUGUGUGGCGGUUGUUUUAGACCCGAGGUACAAGUUCAUGUUGCUCGAAUAUUAUUUCCCUGUAAUUUAUGGAGAUGAGCAAUGUGUAACUGAAAUUGCAAAGGUUCGUGAGCUUUGUUGCGAGCUACUAGAGGAGUACGGGUCUAAGUUUCCUCAUUUGAGAGAAAGAAGGGUUCAAGAAGAAAAUGUAUCAACAUCGUCUUCAUCACGCCGAUUGGAUGCUCUUUCUAACUUUGACAGAUUUGUUAGAACUUCCUAUCCAGUAGAGAAUAUGAAGUCUGAACUGGAUUUAUAUUUAGAGGAGAACUUGAUACCUAGGACUGAAGAGUCAUUUGAUAUAUGCAACUAUUGGAAGGUGACGGGCCUCAAAUACCCUUUGUUGAGUAUGAUUGCCAAGGAUGUAUUUGUUGUGCCUGUUCGCACUGUUGCUUCAGAAUCUACAUUCAGCACUGUUGGUAGGCACGUGAGUUCACAUCGAUCGAGACUUCAUCCUUCUACAUUAGAAGCAUUAGUAUGUACACAAAAUUGGUUGAAGACUGACAAAAAAGCAACAGUGAAUGAUGAAGAUAAUGAUGUUGAUCCAACAAUGGAGCCUUACGUAGUUGAUCUUGAUGAUUAGAAAGUACAUUGUUCUUUUUAGUAUAUGAGUGAGGACAUGGAUGAGAACAAAUCGUAGUGUUUAGUACUUAUGGUUGCUAGU
This is a messenger RNA of Cannabis sativa, 702 nucleotides long. RefSeq names its product zinc finger BED domain-containing protein DAYSLEEPER-like. The coding region runs from base 1 to 621 and encodes 206 amino acids. Lineage: Eukaryota; Viridiplantae; Streptophyta; Magnoliopsida; Rosales; Cannabaceae. The record is from RefSeq and is a predicted model, not a curated record. Gene Ontology annotation, molecular function: DNA binding; protein dimerization activity. The transcript is spliced from 3 exons.